Schistosoma haematobium is the source of this 5685-nucleotide messenger RNA. RefSeq lists its product as uncharacterized. The coding region runs from base 2043 to 2342 and encodes 99 amino acids. The record is from RefSeq and is a predicted model, not a curated record. NCBI's taxonomy places the organism in Eukaryota, Metazoa, Platyhelminthes, Trematoda, Strigeidida, Schistosomatidae. The transcript has 4 exons.
CUUUCAACAUAGCGCGCUAUCAACAUUUUGUUUUGAUUAUCACGGUUGUCCUGUUCUCGCGCUCGUGUCGCCUUUGUUGCUGUCAAUUGCGUUUGUUCUUGGAUGUAAGUGCGUCCUGUGUGCUUGCUGAGUCUUCGGGUCACUUCUCUCCUACUCUUAUCCGUAUAAUCUUACUAUUGUUAGCACCCCUAGUAUACAAGGUACCUUCAAGGUAGACACAAACCUACCUAAGGCUGGACGUUACAGGUUAUAAGCGUAGGAGUGACGAUACACUCGAAUUGUGGGGGUAUAGUUAGUGUGUAUGAAUGUCUGGUAUGUGAAACUAGUUCUAUUUAUCUUGUAAAAGUUUCAAUAAUUUUCUCUAAAUUUGGUAAACGUAUACCAUACUUAUCAGCUAAUUAAGAAGUAGUGUUUAGUAAUAAACUAGUUAGAAUUUUUCAGUAAAUAUCGUCAUUAUUAUUUUAUUUGUGUGUGAGCUAUGAUACUGCGCGGGUGCCCAGACAGAAGCAGGUGGUUUUCGUAGGGGGCCACACCCCGAGCCUUUGACCUAAAGGUCUGACCCACAAGGCAGUGGAGCAUCGUGAGAAGAUGCAAUUCCAUGAUAGCCGGAGACCAACGAUUUAUUCAUACGCCACUUUUUUCCCUCAAGAUACUGGAGCCCAUGUUCACCAUUGGUUUGGGAUCCAGUUAAAGCACCGGACAUUCUCUUUUCGUCCUCUCAUUUUCGUAGACAACACCCCUGCCACGAAAAGACAGUGAGUAGGACUUCCCUGUCAGAGGCUGUAUACGCGUAGCCGUGUGAGAGCACUUCGGGAGUGUUAUUACACUACCUUACAUUAGUCUGGUCGUUAGUGUUCUUUUUUUAUUUUACUCUUUUUACCUUCUUUUUUUCUCUCCCCAUUCAUUGUUUUGUGUAACGCAUAUAUAUUUGGUGCCAUCUUGUACCAAUAAUUAUGUGUUCAUAUAAAUAAUAAAUACAUAAACUAGUUAACUAUAAAAAGGAGUAAAAUAACGGUAAACUAACGGCAUUUUUAUGACAAAUUAACCCUAGUGUGUUGAAUUAUUCCCCAUAGUAUAGGCAAGUUGUCACGUUUACUUGUUAGUAGUCAGGUGACUAAUGUGAAUUAAGGUUAGAAUCCCGUGAGGUUUUCGUCACCAACUGAUAUCAACUACGAAGCAAUGAUGCUUUACCACCUCUAUGUUCACAAACCUAAUAAACUCAUUGCUGAUAUUGAGUCACGAGUAAGAAUGGCAAAAUACUAUCUAGCCACAUAAAAACCACUAUGCAUAUUAUGAGCCAGGCACUGCCAGUUUUUACUUAGUUCAUAGCAACAUAAAAUUUGUUCUUCACUGCACUUCUAGUGGCGCACUUUUAAUACUGGUUGGUUUAUUCAGCACGUUGUAUUUUCACCUUCGAUAUUUUCCUUUCUCUUUUUGCCGCUCUUUGGGAACAAAACAGGAAUAAUUUGCAUUCAAUUGAAAUCCUGUGAGAAACCCUUUGACGUUGGUUCCUUACUAUUUAACACACCAACAAGGUGUAUCUGUGCGUUGUGUUUGUUGUUAACGUCUCGAACUGUGAGGCUGGGUGACGUGGAUAUGAGUCUCACAGAGAGCAUCAACUCCUUCAAUGUUAUAAGCGUGCCUUACGAUUGUAGUGUUUCAUUGCCGAAGUGAACCUGUUGUACCCUUGUAUCGUAGAUAUGACAUUGUAUAAGUAUGACGAGAUUCUUACAUAAGCGAUUAUGGUUAGUAGUGUAAAUCACUAUGGACUGAUCCUAUUUUGCUUGUUCAUUAUAGGCUUCAUGAUCAAACCCUCGUUACUCAUGUAAUGUACGGAUGUUUAGAUAUACUUCUGUUCAAUCAAACUACUGGUUACUGACAAGUGUACAUACACUUAUAUACACUGCAACUCUGAGAUACUGAUGUCGGGUAAUAUGAAUGACUUUGAUUGUAAGACGGGUCUAUGUUUUUCUUUAGAGGAGUUGUAUGAUUUUUCGUCCUUGGUUUUCGAUAUUGAUAAGAGUUUAUCUUUCUUCUAGAUAAUGACUUCAAACCUUGGGUUCUUUGAUUUAAUGGACAACUUUCUGCCAUCAGAUAAAUGUUUACUAGUGAAUGACUUAGGGUGUACUUCUUACAGUACCAGUGUUUCUUGUCCAAACUCAUCUUGCCUUUGUGUCACUGAGGAUCUACAGCUGAUGGAGCAACAUUAUGCAACUUGUCAUCAUCAUUCAUGUUCACUUUGUGGUUUAAGUUUUAUAUCUUCAAGGCUUCUUUCGAUACAUGAACAAAUUACACAUUGUGGAGCUUUUAAACCAAAGGUAAAUACGCAGACAGUGGUUUAGCCAUUGGGUUUCAGCUGGACUGUUUUCUCGUCGCAUGCCCUCAAAGAUUCUGUGACUCCGCCAAACUUUUCGCACAUGCUUAUGAUUGCCAUGGGCUUCUUCCUCGUCAGUGCUCAUAGGUACAAUGAUAAGUGUCAAAAAUCGCAAUUCUAAUAAAAUCAUGUCCGAGUUUGUUGUCCACCGUUGGGAUGAAUCCGUUGAUGGCCAACUCACCCUAGAAAAUAUGCUAAAGAAGCUCAAAUCGGAGUUGCCAAAUUUAUUUGUUCACUGAUUGCAGGGUUGCAGUUACAUAAAUUACAAGUUCAGUCCUGGCACCAAUUUUCCGGAACAUACCCACAACGAAGAUAAACUGGACUGUAUUGUUAGCGGCCAGCUUUCAUUCACUAUGUAUGGAAAGGAAAUUAUAUUAGGUCCUGGUGAUCGUCUUGAAGUUCCUCGCAAUAUACCACAUUCUGCUCGUGUUGUGGGCAAAGAUCCUCUCGUAUUUGUGGAUGCUACGCGAAAAUCAUAAAGUUUUUAAGACCUUAUUUGUGGCUAUUUUGAUUUUAUGGUUGUUUUUAUGUCGCAUGAGUGCUGUCAAUAUAAUCAAAAUUAUUGCGUACUUUUUUUCCGAAAUAGUCCAUGGGCAUUCUAUACUCACUUCACGCUUUUGUGAAUAAUUAAGGAAUCGAAGUUAGAAACUACAAUUAGUAGUUCCAAGAGAUAACUGGUUAAAAUCAGUAACCGGUAUCUUUUGCAAUAUUGAUAUCAUAUUUUUAAGCCUUCUCCCUGGGGACUAAGAUUCACUUCUUUUGGUUUUCCUGUGUUCCAAACAACAUGACUAUAAUGUUAGGAUAUCAUGGAAACAUUGUUACAGUUAGCGAAGCUUAAUUAAUGGGUUCUUCACAUUAAUACACAUAUCUUUCGUCUAUUCAUUUGACUGAUUUCACGUGUAAGAUCUGGAAUGUAAUGGUAGAAGUGUAAUUUAUAUUUGAAGAUGGUCAUUUAUAUCAAGUUGAUACAUCUGAAAAGUUUUUAAGGUUCCUUCCCCAUACUAGUAGUUAAGAAGUAUUUGAGAUGGUGGGAGAUAUUCGUAGCUCAGGCUGUGGAUUUCUAGCUUCACACCUAAACUAUCCAGCUCAGAGAACAAGAUACCCUUAAAAAACCAGAGGUAUUUAUUCAUACUCCUAUGAUAACGGAGCAAUGGCCUUGUAGUUGAAGUACCGUCAUAAGAUCAAAGUUGUUUUCCCACAUAUUUUGAUUUGGAAAAUCAGGUUUUAGCACUAGCACUCAUGGUGUGGCUUAAAGUCGAGUACAUAAGUCUAUACUUUGCAAUUCAUUUAGAUUAAAUAAUUAAAAUGACUCGUUAUGAUUUCCUGGUUACCCAUUCUUGCUGUAUGUUUUAUUCCUCUUACUAAUAACUUCAUUCUGAGGAUUUAUGAUGGACCUACCAGCUAAAGGGAAUUUUCCGUCUGUUGCAUUAUCAAGUCCGCUCCUGAUUACUUCGUUGGUAGACUUCUAUAUUCUUUCGAACUUGACAUUUUCCGCUUUGAGUUGUUUAUAAAACUCAUGACUUGAAGGGAUAAUGUUAAUACUCCAGCUCUAUCUACAAUACUGGUGUUAGUUGAGUAGUGUCUUGCACCAGAAGCUGAGAGGGUGGUACAUUUAGUCACUGUUGUCUACCCCCCUCAUAGCUACAGAAGUAUGAACCGAAGUUGGGCAUUUUUCUAUGGCUCAUUCGGUAAAUCUGGAGUUCGGGAAAUGAAGUGACUACUGUAUAAAGAACUGGAGUAUUUAUUUAUUUGAACACAUGAAUAUUGGUACAAGAGAGCGCCAAUAUAUAUGCGCCACACAAAACAAUGAAAAUUCGAAGAGAAGUACAAAAAAACUAAAGAGCGCAAAAGAAAAAUGGAACAAUAACGAAGAGAUUGGUGUAAGGUAGUGUGGUAGUAACGAGGGAACAAAAAGGUACAAUCAGAAGAAAUCUUUCAGGUAAGGGAGACACAACCACUUUUUAUGAAGAAAGUAAAAGAAGGUUACAGCAGGAUCGCCACUGGCUUCUAUUCUGAGCCAUAUCUGAUAACGUCCCUAGCCACUGUGUAGCACCAUCUCUCAGACCCCAACCAGGGAGUCGUGAAGGACCGACAGAAGCCAGCCCUUUGCAGAUUUCUUUCAUACCACGACACCAUGUCAUACACCAACCACCUCUCCGCUUCCAACCAGUCCCAGAGUCGGCAAAUAAUGCACGACGUGGAAUUCUCUGGGACGACAUUCGUAGAACAUGUCCAAGCUACCGAAGUCGGUGUUUCAAGAUGGUGACACCAAUUGGAUUAUCAUCUCUGUGCCCGAACACACGAUGCCGAACCUCUGCACUGAAUGUCAGCAAUCCUUCGGAGACAGCGAUGAUCGAACACAGAGAGUCGUCUAACGUCCUCAACUCGGAGAGACCAGGUUUCACAAGCAUAGAGCAGAACUGCUCUCACCGACGCGUUGUAGAUCCGACCUUUUACAGCCAGACUAACAUCACGAAGGCGCCAAAGGUGGCCCAGAUUGGCAUAAGCUGCUCUGGCUUUCACUAUUCGUGCAUUGAUUUCAUCACUCACACCCUCACCAGCACUGAUGCAGCUACCUAGGUACACGAACUUCUCGACUACUUCUAUCUGCUCACCAUCUAGGGAGAGUACAGGAUUAGAAUCCUGCCAGUCUUGUAGAAGUACUAUGCGCUUCGAAGGUGCAAAGCACAUACCAUACCUACGGACACUGAUUGCCAACUGAUUAAGUGCGGAUUGCAUGGCUUGGGCAUUAUCACACAGUAAGACAAUAUCGUCCGCAUACUCAAGGUCGAGAAGUCUUUCCCCAGGUAGCAGAUCCACACCACCAUUACUUACAUUCAUCAGAGCUGUUUCCAGAAUGUCAUCGAUGGCAAACUUGAAGAGGAAUGGUGAGAUUGGGCAACCCUACCUAACCCCACUGCUCGAAUGGAACAACGGAGAGAGGUGGUUGUAUGCCCUCAUUCUGCCUGAGGUGUUUUUAUAUAGGGCUUUUAGGAUGUUAAUAAACUUCUCAGACACACCCUUCUUCAAUAGACAAUCCCAGAGAACAGUCCUAUCCAACGAAUCGAAGGCAGCCCUGAUGUCAAGAAACACUACGAUUGUUUGCCUUUGAUAAGUAUGGUGGUGUUCUAACAUUUGGCGGAGAGUGAAGAUAUGAUCAAUACAUCCUCGACCAGAACGAAACCCAGCCUGCUCCUCGCGAGUCAAUCUUUCUCGGGUUUUGAACAACCUACGAAGAAUGACGUAAGCCAAUUGCUUGGACGCAAUCGGAAGUAGACUUAUCCCCCGAUAGUUGUUACAGGAACGACGUG